Molecule: messenger RNA, 2677 nt
Organism: Ilyonectria robusta
Lineage: Eukaryota; Fungi; Ascomycota; Sordariomycetes; Hypocreales; Nectriaceae
Exons: 3
Coding region: 281-2422 (713 amino acids)
Source: RefSeq, a predicted model, not a curated record
CUCUUCUUUCUCGUCUCCUCGUCGACCUGCGGGUUGUGACAAUGUAACCUUGCAAUUCUGCAUUCCUACGCCCCUCUGCCUGUGCAAUGGGACCGAGUCUGACGUAGCGGUGCCAGACACCGGAGACUAGGGUCACAGCUUGGCCCUGGCUUGUACGCUCGCUAACGCCGCAACCAUUCUCCCUCUCCUUCGCCCGAACUCCCCACGCGUGACGAUACCCGCCGUGGAACAUGCAAUCAAUGGACAGACUGGGCCAGCGACACGGACACGGGACCGGGCAAUGGAUGUCGUCUAUGUGCGCUCGACUCCGGCACGACGGCAAGGGCUAGCAUCCGAGUCACUGUCUGGUGGCCACCAUGUUCCGCCCGCGCAACGCGAUGACGACGAUGUACAACCCGGCGGGGAACACAGCAACUUCCAACACAAUCAUACGGCAGAGAGUCGCCGCCAGUGGAGCGUCACCAUUGCCGUCAACGACCGCGACGCGGUGCAGGCCACCAUCACCGACCCCUUCUCCGAGACAGAGUACGAGAAGAUCUUCGAGCACUAUCUGCGCGACUCGGACCGGCCGCGAUGGAGCGCCGAGAGCAUGAGCAUGACGCUGCAGGAGUCGGCUGUGGAUGGUGUCUCGCAUCUUGAGGAGCGGAUUCGAUGGUACGGCGAGCACCUACUGUCGCAGCUGAAGCUGAGCUUCUCGCCGGACGCCACAGAGUGCCAGAUCUACAUUAUCGAGAGCGACCCGGGUCCAAGUGAGACUGCGAAUCGCGGCCCCGGACUCCACUGUCUCGCCUGGGAACUCCUCGAAGCCGACCACAUUGUCUGCAUGCCCAAGCUGCGCGUCACCCGCAUCAGCGACGUGCCCUUGCCUCGGCGAGAUCUCCGCCCGAUGCGGCCCACCAACCGGUCGCCGCCGCCGUUCGCCGCCGUGCAGGCCAACCCGGCGCUCAACUUCCACGUGCUGCUGGUUGUGGCCCGCGACUUCAGCCGGUCCGGCGCCGAGCGGGACCCGGAGCCGGACUUGGCCCAGUGGCCGCUUAUGAGCGUCCAGCGGAAGAUGCACAGUCGCCUGCUGCUCGAGGUGGUGCGUCCGGGGAGCCGGGAGGAGCUCGCGGGGCAUUUGGAUGUGCGGGCUGCGCAGGGCGUGCAUUUCCACUUGGUGCACUUCGACCUGCAUGGACGCAUCAUGUGUGACGAACAUGGAAACGAAGUCCCCUGGCUGCUCUUUGCUAAGCAAAACCACGUCCCUCGCACCCACGGCUACCAGGUCCCCCAGACACACCUUGCAAAGGCCGCUGACAUAGCUGCCGUCUUGGCCCGUCACGACAUCGAGAACGUGGUCCUCAACGCCUGUCUAUCGGCCUACAACCGCACCGGAUCCGCCACCAGCCUCGCCCACAUCUUCCUCGAGCAUGGCAUCUGCAAUGUCUCAGCCAUGUGGUUCUUCGUCCACUGGCAAACAGUGUCGACAUAUCUCGAUACCUUCUACGACGAACUGCUGUAUCACUGUAAGCCCUUCCACAUCGCGGCGCAGCGAGGGCGGGAAGCUAUCCGCCAGAAACCCACGAGCCGCAUAGGGCGCGAGUACCAGGACUUUUUCCUGUGCGUAAACUACUCGCGCAGGAGGCCGACGGCACAGGUAGUCAGCCCCAUCGCACGCGAUCCCAGCCCGGCGCCGUCGGCCCGGUCGCAGGGCUCGACAACAUCCGACACAUCGGCCAAGAGCUUUAUGAGCGGCAUGUGGAAGCCGUCAACGCCACGGCUCGCGGACUCGUUCAUCCUCGGCGGCGAGCCAGUGAUGCGAAUGCAGCUACACCUUCUGGAGCUCGAGUACAAGCUCAUGACGUUCCGCGUCGUGUACGCAAGUGAUCUCCGGCGGCCUGGUUCCAAGCUCAAUAGCACCAUCGAUCAGAUGGUACACAUGUGGCUGAACACCAACCUGGUAGACGAGGUGCUCUACUACAAGGCCAAGGACUUUGCUCGGUCCACCCUGUCGCGCAUGUUUCCCGGCGGCGUCAAGCACCGGGAGCGACGAACGCGAGCCACCAACGGAGGCUACCUCCAGCUGCUCUUCCCGCGACCCGUCCGGGCGCUCCGGCAAACGCUGCACGUGGUGCGCGAUGUAGACGGCGUCGUGGCGCCGGGGUUCCUGGCCGACGCCGGGCGCAACGCGCAGCUCGAGCACCAGCGGUCCAUGGCGCAGGCCGGACUGCGGCGGUUCGCGGCGCAGCUACAUGAGAAUGGGCAUAGCUACCUGCUGUUCCUGGGCAGCGAGGACGCCCAGUGGUGGCGGACGUAUCUGCAGCAUCUACAGGGCGAGUGGUGGGUGCAUUUACCCUGGAGCUAUACCGUGCAUAGUCGGUAUAUUCGCGAGGUGAGGCUGCCGACGGAGGAGAGAAAGCCCAAGUUGGGGAUUCAGGGGUGAGCCAAGCACAGAAGAGGAGGAAUAGAGACGGUCGUGAUAUAUAUCAGCAUAGAAAGGACGACAUGGCAAGGAGCAUUAAACGAUAACAGGGAGCGAGUCUUGUCAUAUAGAUAAACUGUAUAACAGUGCGUCGUACCAUCUAGAAAUCUAGCAUCAGGGAGCGGAGGCGUUACCGGAAAGGCUUAGUACACUGUCACAUUAAUAGUACAGAGAGAUAACAUUUCAAUCAUCAAAAUUGGGGGGCGCCGCUAUAAG